UACAAAUAAAAAAGAAUAUUACUAGAUCCUAAUACUACAUAAUAGGACUACGUCAAAGUUUGUCUUUUUGAAAAACUAGCCAAAUAAAAAAUGAACUAGCCACCUACUUUAUAAUUUCCUUGACUUUAGAUCAACAUGGAAGAUGGCAAGGAAACUGCUUCCCCUAUGUCAAGUCAAGAAAAGAGGCCUUAAUAUAACACAAGAGAUAGAUGAUCAGUCUUUGACAUGGAUUCAACGACCAAUGGAGAAGCCUCUUCCUAGCUCUUCGUCGUCUUCUGACACCCAUUCAUGGACAUAUGAUGUCUUCCUCAGUUUUAGAGGCGAGGAUACUCGCAACAACUUUGUAGGUCAUCUGUACAACAAUUUGGUUCAGAAGGGAAUCAAAACCUUCAUAGACAACGAGGCGCUUAAAAGAGGAGAGGAAAUAUCAUCAGCGCUUCUCAAGGCAAUUGAGGAAUCGAGGAUUUCUGUUAUUGUCUUCUCCGAAAACUAUGCUUCCUCAAAGUGGUGCUUAGAUGAACUCGUUCACAUCUUUCACUGUAAAGAACAACUGCAGCAGAUGGUUUUUCCAGUUUUUUACAAGGUGGAUCCAUCGGAUGUGAGGAACCAAAGAGAGAGUUUCGGUAAGGCACUUGCUGACCAUGAACGCAAGUUCAAAGAUAACAUGGACAAGGUGUUGAGAUGGAGAGAAACUCUUACAAAAGCAGCAAAUUUGUCUGGGUGGUCAUUCCUGGUGGACGGCCAUGAAGCUAAAUUUAUUCAAAAGAUUGUUGAAGAGAUUUCGUUCCAAGUAUUAGAUAGCUCCUGCCUGAAUGUGGCGAAGUACCCGGUUGAAAUAGAGUUACGUGUCAAUCAAUCCGGUUCGGUUUGUUUCGAUUUUCGAUCUGCUCGUGUCCUCACUUGCCCGCAAUUAGCCCUCCAACGCCAUCAAGAACAAACCGAGGAUCAAAAGGGCCACCAGCACCUUCCCCUUUUCAGUCUCUCCCACCCGUGUCGUUCCUCUGACGCCGCACCACCCGCAACCACCACCAAUCCUGACCGAGACCGAGACCGAGACCGAGACCGAGACCGAGACCGAGAUAGAGAUAGAGACAGAGAUCGAGAUCGCAGUCCUUAAUGGUGCUGCUUCCGCCCUCGCUUACUUAGCUGGAAGAUUUGGUAGGAUUGGCUUCGAUCACUGUCGCAGUCCUUCAAUGGUUGCCAUUGUGGCUGCCUUGAUCCUUAAAAAUUGUAUUUUGAUUUGAGUUUUGACUGUGGUUUCUGUGCACACAUCUAUUUAUUUUAGGUGAUGAUAAAAUUACAAAAUGCAAGUAAUUUUAUGGUAAAAGAUUUUUUAAGGGUUCUAAUUUCUCA
Molecule: messenger RNA, 1353 nt
Organism: Pyrus x bretschneideri (Chinese white pear)
Lineage: Eukaryota; Viridiplantae; Streptophyta; Magnoliopsida; Rosales; Rosaceae
Product: TMV resistance protein N
Exons: 2
Coding region: 143-1117 (324 amino acids)
Biological process (GO): signal transduction
Source: RefSeq, a predicted model, not a curated record